Molecule: messenger RNA, 1399 nt
Organism: Gastrolobium bilobum
Lineage: Eukaryota; Viridiplantae; Streptophyta; Magnoliopsida; Fabales; Fabaceae
Product: lactoylglutathione lyase GLX1-like
Exons: 9
Coding region: 137-1183 (348 amino acids)
Cellular component (GO): cytoplasm
Molecular function (GO): metal ion binding; lactoylglutathione lyase activity
Source: RefSeq, a predicted model, not a curated record
UGCUUGGAUUUGGAUAUAGCCAUAGCCAAUAAGAAAAUAGCAUAGCAUAUUAAAUUUGCAAGGUAGGAGAGGCAGAGAAGAUGGCUGGUGUGCGUAAUCAAAGCCAAAGAGUAUGGUAUAAUUUGUUUGCAUAGCAAUGGCCUCAUCCUUAAUGUUACCAGCAGUUGCAACAUUGAAACCUUGUACCACUCUAUCAUCAUCAUCAUGUUCACGAAGACUUGCUCUCUUUAACCUUGUCACUGCCGGUGGUAUUGGUUAUUCAGCUCUCCCACAAUCCCAGUUGUUCGGUGCAAGAGGAUUAGAGUUGUUUAAUGUAGCAGAAGCUACUGCUGCAGAAAAGCUAGCCCAACCAGACCAAAAUUUAUUUGACUGGGUCAAAAAUGACAAGAGAAGAUUUCUCCAUGUUGUGUACCGUGUUGGAGACUUGGAGAAAACUAUAAAGUUCUACACUGAAUGCCUUGGUAUGAAGCUAUUGAGAAAACGUGAUAUACCUGAAGACAGAUAUUCAAACGCUUUUCUUGGAUAUGGGCCUGAAGAUUCCAAUUUUACAGUUGAACUUACUUACAAUUAUGGAGAGGAUAGCUAUGACAUUGGAACUGGUUUUGGUCAUUUUGGUAUUGCGACCGAAGAUGUUGCUAAGACGGUGAAUCUAAUAAAGGCAAAAGGGGGAAAGGUUACCAGGGAACCAGGGCCUGUCAAAGGUGGAAGCACAGUUGUUGCUUUCAUUGAAGAUCCUGAUGGUUAUACGUUUGAGCUUUUGGAGAGAGGACCUACUCCUGAACCCCUAUGCCAAGUGAUGCUACGAGUGGGUGAUCUUGAUGGUGCCAUAGCCUUCUAUCAAAAAGCUCUUGGCAUGACACUUCUCCGCAAGAGGGACAACCCUGACUACAAGUACACAGUAGCCAUGAUGGGCUAUGGUCCUGAAGAUAAGAAUACUGUUCUAGAACUGACAUAUAACUAUGGCGUCACCAAUUAUGACAAAGGAAAUGGUUAUGGACAGAUUGCAAUAGGCACAAAUGAUGUCUAUAAGACAGCAGAAGCAAUCAAAUUGUGUGGAGGGAAGAUUAUCCGUGAACCUGGGCCCUUGCCAGGUAUCGACACCAAGAUAGCAGUUUGCUUGGACCCUGAUGGUUGGAAAUUGGCAUUUGUUGACAAUAUUGAUUUUCUGAAGGAAUUAGAGUGACAAUAGCAUGGUUCUAUAUCCUCCACAUCUUCAUUGAAGUUAUGGUACUAUUAAGACUAGAGAUUUUUUCAGUGAAAUCUUUAUAGCCGUACUGUAAAAUCUCCAUCUCUAUAAGUAAUCCCUUCAGUCAAUCAAUGUGAGGGGGGAAAAGGAAAGAAAAGUAAAAGCAUAUUUACAGCAAUCCCAAUGACCAAUGUCAACCCUGGUAUUUUUAUU